Messenger RNA from Tremella mesenterica DSM 1558, 1897 nucleotides. RefSeq lists its product as uncharacterized. NCBI's taxonomy places the organism in Eukaryota, Fungi, Basidiomycota, Tremellomycetes, Tremellales, Tremellaceae. Gene Ontology annotation, biological process: aspartyl-tRNA aminoacylation. Gene Ontology annotation, molecular function: ATP binding; aspartate-tRNA ligase activity; RNA binding. The record is from RefSeq and is a predicted model, not a curated record. The transcript is spliced from 10 exons. Gene Ontology annotation, cellular component: cytoplasm; aminoacyl-tRNA synthetase multienzyme complex; cytosol. Bases 70 to 1755 code for a protein of 561 amino acids.
AUUUAAACCCCCCUCCUUAUCUCUUCAAAGCCCUCUUAUCUCAUACGUUCACUCUCAGAUAUUAGCAGAAUGAGUGAGAAAGAAACUGAAAUGGUUCAUACCGACUCUGCUGCUUCUGCCUCCGAAGCGACCCCUGAUGGUGCUGUCGCUCCCACCAAGGGAGAGCUCAAAAGACGACAGAAGGAAGCUGAGAAGGCUCAGAAAGCUGAAGCUCGGAAAGCGAAGGAGGAAGAAGAGAAAAAGAAGAGGGAAGCGUUGGCGGCACAGGAUUUCGCGAGUCAGAAUUAUGGGAAAUUGCCUUUGCAUCAGAGUCAAGAGAGGACUGGUCAAAAACGAGUCAAGUUCUCAGAGUUAGACCAGUCUUUCGUCGGCCAACGUGUUAUAUUCCGAGCCAGAGUUCAUAACAUGCGUCCUCAAGGUGCAAAGAUUGUAUUUUUGACUUUCCGACAACAGAUGUAUACUUUACAAGGUGUACUGGUUGUCACUGGAGAAAAUUCUGAACAUGCGGUUUCCAAGCAGAUGUUGAAGUUUUCUCAAUUGAUACCGUCCGAAUCCCUCGUCGUGAUCGAAGGUGUUAUCAAAGCCGCUGAAGUCAAAUCGUGUUCCAUCACAGACCUCGAGAUCAGUAUUCAGAAGCUCUUCGCCGCUGUCGAAGUCACCGUGCCGGAUCUUCCUUUCUCCAUAGACGAUGCCUCCCGACCAGAAUCGGACUUCGCAAGGAUGGAAACGGAAGAUGUUCAAUUCUCCCGAGUGUCUUUACCGACCCGACUAGACAACAGAGUCAUGGAUCUUCGAACCCCGACCAACCAGGCUAUCUUCAGAAUCCAGUCGGGUAUCUGUCAGAUGUUCCGCGAUCACCUAAACUCUCAGGGUUUCAUUGAGAUACAUUCUCCUAAGCUCCAAGGCGCUGCUACGGAGAGCGGAGCUAGUGUCUUCAAAGUACAAUAUUUCAAUGGCAUUGCUUUUUUGGCUCAAAGUCCUCAAUUGGCAAAACAAAUGUGUAUCGCUGGAGAUAUGGAGCGUGUAUACGAGAUUGCGCCUGUUUUCCGUGCAGAAGAUUCCAACACUCAUAGACACAUGACGGAAUUCGUUGGACUGGAUCUCGAAAUGGCCAUCGAGGAACAUUAUCACGAGGUUGUUGACGUGCUCGACUCUCUCUUUUUGACCAUCUUCAAAGGUCUCAAAGAGAAGUACUCGAGGGAAAUCGAAACAAUCAAGAAACAGUUCCCAUGUGACGAUUUUGUGUUUUUGGACAAGACUCUCAGACUACCAUUCAGUGAAGGAAUGAAGAUGUUGAAGGAAGCUGGAGCUAAGGAUGGAGAGGGAAAUCCCAUCGGCGAGAUGGACGAUAUGAGUACCGAGAACGAAAAACUUCUAGGUCGUUUAGUCCGAGAAAAAUAUCAAACAGACUAUUUCAUUCUUGACAAAUUCCCUUUAUCCAUCCGACCAUUUUACACCAUGCCCGAUCCCACCGACCCAUCUGUGUCCAACUCGUACGACUUUUUCAUGCGUGGUGAAGAAAUCCUUUCUGGUGCACAACGUAUUCACGAUCCCACUUUCCUAACUGAACGUAUGAAAGUAGCGGGUAUCGAUCCCGCUACCAUGCAGGGGUAUCUGGAUGCUUUCAGACUGGGUGCUCCACCUCAUGGUGGUGGUGGUAUAGGAUUAGAGAGGGUGCUCAUGUUGUAUUUGAAAUUGGGGAAUAUAAGAAGGGCAAGUUUGUUCCCUCGUGAUCCGAAGAGGUUGACACCGUGAGGGUCGUUCAAAUCAUCAAUAUUGUUGGUAUCUACUUAUCUCCUCUGAGAUUUCAAGACUACAGAACUCUUACGCGAGGAUACUUUAUGAGAAGGGGACUGAGUUAUUUCUCAGAAUUAUCAAUGCAUGUCAUGUCCAUAUC